Rubroshorea leprosula is the source of this 929-nucleotide messenger RNA. NCBI's taxonomy places the organism in Eukaryota, Viridiplantae, Streptophyta, Magnoliopsida, Malvales, Dipterocarpaceae. The record is from the annotation of a GenBank genome assembly.
GCCGUUGAAUUUUGUUUAUACUUAACGGGUUAAUAUUUGUCAAUUUUUCUAUUGAUUGAAAGGAUGAGAUUUUCAUAUUUUGUUAUUUUCCCAGCAUGAAGCUUAUGAUUUUAUUCUUAAUUCUCCUUGUAAGGAGCACUCAGCAAUAUGGGGGGCACUGCUUGGAGCCUUAGGAUUCAUGGAGAUAUGGACCUGGUAAAGCUUGCUGCAAAUAAAUACUUUGAAUUAGACCCAGAAAAUGCUGGAAAGUGUGUGGUAUUAUCUAAUGCUUAUGCCACUUUUGGUUACUGGGAUAGUGUUGUAGAGGUAAGGGAAAUGAUGAGGAGUUCAGGGAUCAUAAAGGAGCCUGGUUAUAGUUGGAUUGAGGUUCAAGGGGAGGUGCACUUCUUUUUAAGGGAUGAUAAAUCUCAUAAAUUAUCCACUCAGAUUUAUGAGUUAAUCAAAGUAAUGACUUCCAGUUUAAAGGAUGCUGGCUAUGCUCCUGAUUUAAGCAGCACAUAGUUCUAUAUAAUUUUAUUUUUUUGGUGCAUAUUGCAACAAGGCAGAGCUGCUUGGAGAGCUGCUAGGAGGUUCCAAAAACUACAUGUUUUUGCUGCACUGUUGUGUUAAGAUGUGUGAAAUCUUUGGACCCCAUCGAGAGCUGUUUAGCAAUUCAAGCAAUUCAUAAUUUGGGCCUUAAAUUCAGCUUAUUCUAUAUGAGGUUGUUUUCAUCUCUUUCCCCUUUUGCAGAAGUGUGACAGUAAUAAAAUCUGACAAGGAUGCAAGAUAUGGAUUGGAUUCAAUAGUGACACAUGAUGGAGCUAAACUUCCAUGUUGGGCAUUGGCCAAUUUAUCUUCAUUCAAAGAAAAGUUUGGUCUUGAUGCUUAUGAUAAGGUAUUAUCAUACCAAAACUUUAAUAUCUGUAUCAGAAUAAUAAUAGCUUAUUUGC